This is a messenger RNA of Xiphophorus hellerii (green swordtail), 1000 nucleotides long. RefSeq names its product gastrula zinc finger protein XlCGF8.2DB-like. The record is from RefSeq and is a predicted model, not a curated record. NCBI's taxonomy places the organism in Eukaryota, Metazoa, Chordata, Actinopteri, Cyprinodontiformes, Poeciliidae. Gene Ontology annotation, biological process: regulation of transcription by RNA polymerase II. Gene Ontology annotation, molecular function: DNA-binding transcription factor activity; RNA polymerase II cis-regulatory region sequence-specific DNA binding. The transcript has 3 exons. Bases 38 to 1000 code for a protein of 320 amino acids.
AAAAAGUUUUCGUCGAAAACAGCAUUUAACUAAGCACAUGAUGAUUCACACAGGUGAAAAGCCGUUUUCAUGUGUGAACUGUGGAAAGAGAUUUAGUCGAAAAGAUGAGUUAACUAAGCAUAUGAUGAUUCACACUGGUGAAAAGCCGUUUUCAUGUGUGAACUGUGGAAAAAUUUUUAGUCAAAAACAGAAUUUAACUAAGCACAUGAUGAUUCACACUGGUGAAAAGCCGUUUUCAUGUGUGAACUGUGGAAAAAUUUUUAGUCAAAAACAGAAUUUAACUAAGCACAUGAUGAUUCACACAGGUGAAAAGCCGUUUUCAUGUGUGAACUGUGGAAAGAGAUUUAGUCGAAAAGAUGAGUUAACUAAGCAUAUGAUGAUUCACACUGGUGAAAAGCCGUUUUCAUGUGUGAACUGUGGAAAGAGAUUUAGUCGAAAAGAUGAGUUAACUAAGCAUAUGAUGAUUCACACUGGUGAAAAGCCGUUUUCAUGUGUGAACUGUGGAAAGAGAUUUAGUCGAAAAGAUGAGUUAACUAAGCACAUGAUGAUUCACACUGGUGAAAAGCCGUUUUCAUGUGUGAACUGUGGAAAAAGUUUUAGUCGAAAACAGCAUUUAACUGGACACAUGAGAACUCAUACAGGUGAAAAGCCGUUUUCAUGUGUGACCUGUGGAAAAAGUUUUAGUCACAAACAGAAUUUAACUCGGCACAUGAUGAUCCACACUGUUGAAAAGCCUUUUUCAUGUGUGAACUGUGGAAAAGGUUUUAGUCAAAAACAGGAGUUAGCUCAGCACAUGAUGAUUCACACCAGUGAAAAGCCAUUCUCAUGUGGGAACUGUGGAAAAUGUUUUUAUCGAAAACAGUAUUUAACUCAGCACAUGAUGAUUCACACUGGUGAAAAGCCGUUUUUAUGUGUGAACUGUGGAAAAAGUUUUAGUCGAAAACAGCAUUUAACUCAGCACAUGAGUGUGACACUCAGCAUUGUCGAGUACCAAGGUUAA